Angiostrongylus costaricensis is the source of this 447-nucleotide messenger RNA. The record is from the annotation of a GenBank genome assembly. Lineage: Eukaryota; Metazoa; Nematoda; Chromadorea; Rhabditida; Metastrongylidae.
AUGGCUAAACCAGCAAGACUCCGGAGAAUUAGAAAUUACGGUGGGUCUCGUGCAACCAAUAAAGACGGGCCAUCCAUGUAUCCAAAAAAAAUAAACAAGAAACAAGCCUUUUUCUCGAUGGUACUUCUUGUGCAGGCACCUGAUCUACUCGCCAUGAACGGCAGAUAUUUCUAUUUCUUAGGUCUAUUUAAGGGUGGUGGUGAAACGCUUUUCGCUAUUCAUGUUAUAAUGUGUGUCUCAUGUACACUGACGGCACUUCUGCUCUAUUUGGGUACAAGAACGUCAUCUCCAUUAUUAUUAUUGCCACAUUUUAUUUGGCAGUGUACAUUUAUCGCCAUGUCAUUGAUCAUAUCAACUGUUCUUUUGAUACUAGGAUUUCGAGGCGACAUACUUCUACCAUCGAGUAUUGUUCUCAGUGCUAUGUUAAUAGUACCAGGUAAGAUUUAG